AUGGCGAGCCUCUCCAAGCUCCCUCCGGUCACCUGGACCCGCAUAGCUUCCAGUAUGCGACUCUACCGAUCAUCUCAGGCCGUUUCAGUGGUUGGGGAGAAGAUGUACAUCUUCGGCGGGGAGCUUGUGCCUCGGCAGCCCGUGGACAACAAAAUCGACGUUGUCAAGGUCGGAGGGGAGCCAGAAUACGGUGUCCAGACACUCCCUCCCAAGCAGGAUAGUCCUCCACCUCGAGUUGGCAGUCCCAGCACAGCCAUCAAUGGGGACAUCUACCUGUUCUCAGGGCGUGGGGGCUUGGAGAUGAAGCCUAUCGAGGAAACUGGUGGUCUCUGGCGCUAUGAAGUAUCUAAAUCUCAGUGGACUUUGGUGCAUCCCUCCGAUGCUUCAGCUCGAUUCCCAGCUGGGAGGAGCUACCAUUGCAUCACCUCCGAUGGUGUCAGAAAGGUCUAUGUUCACUCAGGUUGCCCCCAAGACGGAAGACUCCGUGACCUGUGGGUUUUUGACAUCAUCGACAGCACCUGGACAGAGCUGUCUCAGGCCCCUGGUCCAGCGCGAGGCGGAUCUUCAAUCACAUUCUCUGACGGGAAGCUCUACCGCAUGAAUGGCUUUGAUGGCAAGAGGGAACAAGGUGGCUCCCUCGACGUGUUCAAUAUCGAGACGUCUACUUGGAAAACCAUUUUCUACAAAGCAGAUGGCAUCAGCGGCCCAGAACCCCGAAGUGUCUCGACUCUGUUGCCCGUUACAGUCCAGGGCAAGCCCUACUUGGUCACAGCGUUUGGCGAAGGAAACCCUAGCCCCCUUGGGCACGCUGGUGCGGGCAACAUGUUUUCUAAUGGAUGGGCCUAUGAGAUUGAGCAGAACCUCUGGCAUAAGCUAGAUUCAAGAACUGAAGGUCCCGCUCCGAGGGGGUGGUUUGAUGCUGACGUGGCCAAGAAUGGGGCUGGAAAGGAAAUCGUUAUCGUUCAUGGAGGUCUCGGAGAGGAUAACCAGAGACUUGGGGAUGUCUGGUCGCUGCAUUUUUCGGAGUAA
Messenger RNA from Fusarium falciforme, 1029 nucleotides. RefSeq lists its product as hypothetical. The record is from RefSeq and is a predicted model, not a curated record. The transcript has 2 exons. Gene Ontology annotation, molecular function: protein binding. Bases 1 to 1029 code for a protein of 342 amino acids. Lineage: Eukaryota; Fungi; Ascomycota; Sordariomycetes; Hypocreales; Nectriaceae.